Messenger RNA from Callorhinus ursinus (northern fur seal), 7318 nucleotides. RefSeq names its product integrin subunit alpha 2 (gene ITGA2). The record is from RefSeq and is a predicted model, not a curated record. Gene Ontology annotation, molecular function: integrin binding. Gene Ontology annotation, cellular component: external side of plasma membrane; integrin complex. Lineage: Eukaryota; Metazoa; Chordata; Mammalia; Carnivora; Otariidae. Gene Ontology annotation, biological process: cell-matrix adhesion; integrin-mediated signaling pathway; cell adhesion mediated by integrin.
UGCCAGGCAACUUUUCCCUGCCCUCACCCCGGCGGGCGAGAGAGGCUCUCGGGACAGCUUCUGGAGUCCCUCCGCAAUCCGAGAGCAGCUACCGUGUCCCCGCAGGCUCAGGAUGCGGCCAGGACGGACAGGGGGCGCGCCGUUGCGGCUGGUGUUAGUGCUUAGUCAAGGCAUUUUAAAUUGUUGUAUGGCAUACAAUGUUGGUCUCCUAGAAGCAAAGAUAUUUUCCGGUCCUUCAAGUGAACAGUUUGGCUAUGCAGUGCAGCAGUUUAUAAAUCCAAAAGGCAACUGGUUACUAGUCGGUUCACCUUGGAGUGGCUUUCCUGAGAACCGAAUGGGAGAUGUGUAUAAAUGUCCUGUUGAUCUGUCCAGUGCUACAUGUGAAAAACUGAAUUUGGAAACUGCCACAAGCAUUCCCAAUGUUACUGAAAUGAAAACCAACAUGAGCCUUGGCUUGACUCUCACAAGGAACAUGGGCACUGGAGGAUUUCUCACGUGUGGUCCCCUGUGGGCACAGCAGUGUGGAAGUCAAUAUUACACAACUGGGGUUUGUUCUGACGUCAGUCCCGAUUUUCAGCUCUUGACCAGCUUUGCACCUGCAGUUCAGACCUGCCCUUCCCUCAUAGAUGUUGUGGUUGUGUGUGAUGAAUCGAACAGUAUUUAUCCCUGGGAUGCCGUAAAGAAUUUUUUGGAAAAAUUUGUCCAAGGCCUGGAUAUAGGCCCCAAGAAAACACAGGUGGGGUUAAUUCAGUAUGCCAACAAUCCAAGAGUUGUAUUUAACCUGAACACUUUCAAAACCAAAGCUGAAAUGAUUGAAGCAACAUCCCAGACAUACCAGUAUGGUGGAGACCUCACAAAUACAUUCAAAGCAAUUCAAUAUGCAAAAGAUUCUGCUUAUGCAGCAGCGGCUGGAGGACGACCGGGUGCCACCAAAGUAAUGGUGGUUGUAACUGAUGGUGAAUCGCAUGAUGGUUCAAUGUUGAAAGCUGUGAUUGAUCAAUGCAACAAUGACAAUAUACUGAGGUUUGGCAUAGCAGUUCUUGGGUACUUAAACAGAAAUGCCCUUGAUACUAAAAAUUUAAUAAAGGAAAUUAAAGCAAUUGCCAGUAUUCCAACAGAAAGAUAUUUUUUCAACGUGUCUGAUGAAGCAGCUCUACUAGAAAAGGCUGGGACACUAGGAGAACAAAUUUUUAGCAUUGAAGGUACUGUUCAAGGAGGAGACAACUUCCAGAUGGAAAUGUCACAAGUGGGAAUCAGCGCAGAUUACUCUCCUCAGAACGAUAUUCUGAUGCUGGGUGCAGUAGGAGCUUAUGCCUGGAGUGGGACUGUUGUCCAGCAGACAUCUCAUGGACAUUUGAUCUUUCCUAACCAGGCCUUUGACCAAAUUCUGCAAGAUAAAAACCACAGCUCAUAUUUAGGUUACUCUGUGGCUGCAAUUUCUACUGAAAAAGACCUCCAUUUUGUUGCUGGUGCUCCUCGGGCAAAUUAUACUGGCCAGAUCGUGCUCUACAGUGUUAAUGAGAAUGGCAAUGUCACAGUUAUUCAGGCUCACCGAGGUGACCAGAUUGGCUCCUAUUUUGGGAGUGUGCUGUGUUCCGUCGAUGUGAAUAAAGACACCAUUACAGAUGUGCUCUUGGUGGGUGCACCAAUGUUCAUGAACGACUUAAAGAAAGAGGAAGGAAGAGUCUACCUGUUUACCAUCUCAAGGGGCGUUUUGAAUUGGCACCAAUUUCUUGAAGGCCCUGAGGGUGUUGAAAAUGCUCGGUUUGGUUCAGCGAUUGCAGCUCUUUCAGAUAUCAACAUGGAUGGCUUUAACGAUGUAAUAGUUGGUUCACCUUUGGAAAAUCAGAACUCUGGAGCUGUGUAUAUCUACAACGGUCACGAGAGCACCAUUCGCAUGAGAUAUUCUCAGAAAAUCUUGGGAUCCGAUGGAGCCUUUAGGAGCCAGCUCCAGUACUUUGGGAGAUCUUUGGAUGGUUAUGGUGACUUAAAUGGGGAUUCUAUCACCGACGUGUCUGUUGGUGCCUUUGGGCAAGUCGUUCAGCUGUGGUCACAAAGUAUUGCUGAUGUAUCUGUGGAAGCUUUGUUCACACCAGAAAAAAUUAUUUUGUUCAACAAGAAUGCUGACAUAAAACUCAAACUCUGUUUCAGUGCCAAGUUUAGACCUACUAAGCAAAACGAUCAAGUGGCCAUUAUCUACAACAUCACAAUUGAUGCAGACCUAUAUUCAUCCAGAGUAACCUCCAGGGGUUUAUUUAAAGAAAAUAAUGAAAGGUGCCUGCAGAAGAAUAUGCUCGUAAGCCAAGCACAGAGUUGCGCUGAGCACACCAUCCACAUACAGAAGCCCUCUGACGUUGUCAACUCUUUGGAUCUGUGUGUGAACAUCAGUCUGGAAAACCCUGGCACCAGCCCCGCCCUUGAAGUCUACUCUGAGAAGGCCAAGGUCUUCAGUAUCCCUUUCUACAAAGACUGUGGGGAUGAUGGAGUUUGUAUCUCGGAUCUAGUUCUAGAUGUCCAACAACUAUCAGCCACUCAAGAUCAACUCUUUAUUGUCAGCAACCAAAACAGAAGGUUAACAUUUUCAAUAACACUGAAAAACAAAAGGGAAAGUGCAUACAACACUAGAAUUGUUGUUGAUUUUUCAGAAAACUUGUUUUUUGCUUCCUGGUCCAUGCCGGUUGAUGGGACAGAAGUAACAUGCCAGAUUGCUUCAUCUCAGAAGACUGUUACCUGUGAUGUUGGCUACCCUGCUUUGAAGAGGGAGCAACAGGUGACUUUCACUAUUAACUUUGACUUCAAUCUUCAAAACCUUCAGAAUCAGGCAUCUGUCCAUUUCCAAGCCUUAAGCGAAAGCCAUGAAGAAAACAAGGCAGAUAAUUUGGUCAACUUCAAAAUUCCUCUGCGGUAUGAUGCCGAUAUUCACAUAACAAGAUCCACCAACAUAAAUUUUUAUGAAGUCUCCUCAGAUGGGAAUGUUCCUUCUGUCGUGCACAGUUUUGAAGAUAUUGGUCCAAAAUUCAUCUUCUCCAUUAAGGUAACAACAGGGAGUGUUCCAGUAAGCAUGGCAUCUGUAAUCAUCCACAUCCCUCAAUACACCAAAGAAAAGAAUCCACUGAUGUACCUGACUGAGGUGCACACAGAUCAGGCUGGUGACAUCAGCUGUAAUGCCGAAAUAAAUCCACUGAAAAUAGGACACAUGUCUCCUUCUGUGUCUUUCAAGAAUGAAAAUUUCCGGCACAUAAAAGAAUUGAACUGCAGAGCUGCUUCAUGUGGUAAUGUUACCUGCUGGAUGAAAGACCUUCAGGUCAAAGGAGAGUACUUCCUUAAUGUAUCAACCAGAAUUUGGAACGGGACUUUUGCAGCAUCAACUUUCCAGACCGUACAGCUGAGCGCAUCUGCAGAAAUUGACACCUAUAACCCUCAGAUAUAUGUGAUUGAAGAAAACACAGUCACGAUUCCCAUCACAAUAAUGAAACCUCAUGAGAAAGCUGAAGUUCCAACUGGAGUUAUAGUAGGAAGUGUAAUUGCUGGAAUCCUUUUGCUAUUAGCUCUGGUUGCAGUUUUAUGGAAGCUCGGCUUCUUCAAAAGAAAAUAUGAAAAAAUGUCCAAAAAUGCAGAUGAGAUUGACGAGACCACAGAACUCAGCAGCUGAGCCCCCAACAGUCUCCUGGCAGCAUGCAGCCUGGGUUUGCAAUUUGCAUGAAUGGAUUUUUUUUUUUUUUUAAAUCCCAGUGUUUUACGUGUAAUAGGUAAACUAGCCUGAUAUUUUACAAAAACUGCAGGUCAGUUUGGAAAGAAGAAAUGGGGGGGGUGGCUAGGACUAUAAAGGGUAAAAGACUUAUUUUAUAUGGGGGGAAAAGUAUCUUUCCAUUGGCUGGUCCAGAGUUUACAUUAUAAUGUGCAUUGUUUCAGAAAACUGAAAUGCUUACAAACAUGAGAAGUCUUAAAGAAAAAUAUAACCUUUCUCCAAUUGGGGGGGGAACCCCAAUCAUUGAAAAUGAUUGUUUUUAAACAGUAACAACAAAAGUGGAAGGACUUGGCAUAGAUACAGAAUUAGCUUGGCUAUUGAUGUUGAUGGGGAGAAAACAACAGGUUUUCAACUUAUGCUGCUCAUCCAAAGCUGCCACAGAAGUUCAAGUGAUAAUUUUCUUAAUAAAGUAGGGUAAAAUUUGCUGUUGUCAGCCUGCAGCUGCCUUCUCAGUCCCUUGUUUGCUAGGAUGUACUUAUCAAAACAUGCCUGGAUACCUGGUAGGAGCCCAGAGUAUGCUUUCUGGAGAAAAAACUUCCAUUUAAGGGUGGAUAGGGGGUAGCAGUUUAGAGGCCAAAGCACAAAACUUUGUUUAAAAUCCAUUAAUAUCACAAUGUUUAUGGUAAAAUCCUAUCUGCUAGAGGCCCAGCCUAUGCUAUAGGAAGUAGGAAGUUGCCUUUCUCCUUCAGGAUGCCCAACUUACUAACUUGACUGGCUGGCAGGGACCUAGUUUGAAUUUUCAGAAGAUGAGUAAUUUCUUCGGCAUCCUUUCUCCUUCCGGACUAAGCCACUCUCCCACCUCCUGGUGCCCCCAUCUUCUAGAAGCUCCCUGAGGCACGCCUUCCUAUCCAGUCAUCCAGAGUUAACCACCUUCCCUUGGCCCUUGGCCCAGUCUCCCAUUCCUUGGGGGCAGCUGCUCCACACCAGGUAUGAGGAAGAAAAAUCAUCUCACAUACUUAUGUGAAUAAUCUCCUUAACUCCAGGGAGCUAUUUAUUGGUAAACAAGUAAGAAAAAUAAGCCAGAGUGAAUUUCUAAUUGUUGGAAUUUCAGGCAGUGUAAAGAAGCAAAAAAAGAAAAAAGAAAAAAACAACACGGGAAUUUGCAAGAAACUACAAGGAGAUAUUGGAAAGCACCAAAUUGGCAGUUAUACCCUCUGUGUUUUUGUGUUGCUGGAGGACUUAAACUUCCAGAAGAAUGACUGCCACCUGGGCAAGUCUGAUCCCUAGGUAGCCUUUUGGUCCCAACUCCUGAGACAUUUAUUUGGUCAGACAGGGAUGAAACCCAUUAGUCUGUUUUUUAACAAGCAUCCCAGUCACUGAUGUACAUGAACUGUCCUGGGGAUAUACCACCCAUUUCUCCUUCCGCACUUUGUUUCUGAGCCCACACAUUCUCCAGGAGGGACUGGGAGAAAGGCAGAGGGACUAUUUCAUGUCAGAAACUGCAUACCUAAAGCUUUGGACAAGUCACUUUGCUUCUUUACACUGCAGUGUCCACAUAAGAAAAUGGGAAGACUGGGUUGGAGUUCAGCAGCAGUGCUUUUAGCUUUAAAAGUCUAUGAUCUGGAUUUCUUGUAAUUACAAUCCUCCAAAAACCUGACUUUGAAAACGGGCAUAUGCCCGUGCGCACCUGGUCCCGACUGCCCUCCUGGUCCAACUCCUGUGAGCUCUCUCAAGCUAUCUACACUCAUUUAUUUUGUAUUUGACAAAGCAAAACUGGGGCGGGGGGGGAUUAGCCAUAAAAUGUCAGGGGUUUAUAGCAAAACCAUGGUAUUCUCUAGAUGUGCUAGAGCCCAACUCUUAGAACAGCGGUGUGGACUCUGAGUCCAAAACUUCUUUGAGAGUAGAGGAAAAACAUCACUAAGUUGAUAAAGAGUAUUUAAUAAACCAUCUAACUACUGUACACAUAUACAUACUAGUUCUUCAGGGUGCUACACAAGGAAUUCUAGCAGGUCAUUCCUUUCUUUUUACUCUGCCCCACCUUUCUUACAGAAGCACUAAAACCCACGGUGAGCUUGAGAGCUUUGGCCAAGCCGUGGCUUAGGUAAUCUACCUUGCCAGCAUUGUCUCCAUGAAGUAGCUGGGUUACUACAAACUAAAAACUUAGCCACUUGUCUCUGUACCAUUUACUACCCUAGGCACUACUGACGUGAGGGGCCAGGUAAUGCAUUCUUGCAGGGGACUGUCCUGUGCCUUGUAGGAUGUUUAGCAUCCCUGGCAUGGAGCAUCCUCUGCCCCAAGAUGUGACAAUCAAAAAAAUAUCUCCCGACAUUGUAUCACGCCUCCUGGGAGGCAAAAUCACCCCAGUGGAGAACCCUACUACACUAAGAGCAAGUGGCCUAAAUAUAAAUACGCAACUUCUGUCAUCAGAUCAAAAUUUGAGGCAGGGGCUCUAGUGAGUAUUUCUCAAGCACUUUUAAGCAAAGGUGAGGAUUUAUCCAAGAAAUUAAAACAAAACCCACUGCUUGAAAUAAACAGUUAUGUAUUCCUAUUCAGCCACACUUUUGUUUUAAAAGUAAGUAUAAUAUGGGGCUUAAAAGAUACCAUCUUAAAGUUUCCAUUUCAUAAAUGGUAUAUAGACAAGAUCUGUAGAACGUGAUUAAAAACAGUUGCUUCGUACAUGGCUGCCACAUAAGCCAUUUAGAAAAUAGUAAAAUAGUUUGUGAGGAAGCUGCCUUAAGACUUGAAAUGGUGCAUCAUUCAUUUUGGCAGCAAAAGAACUCCCAACUAGAAAGAAAUUUUUUCUAGCUGGCAGUGUUCUUUUUAUAAAAUAGAAGUUAUCUAUUAACUGUGAAAUGAAAACUAAAACCAAUUUAUCAUAAUCACACAAGUGAUUAUACUAAAAGCUAUUAUAAAAGGUAUAAUUUUAUAAUGUAUUUAUCUAUUCUGAUAUACAACUGUAAGUUAAUAUAUUAAAAAUCUCAAGACAUUAAACAGAAAGCAGGAUCCCUCAAACUGAGCACCCUGGGCCAUCUUUGCUAUUUCAGUUUGCACACAGAAAAUACCCGCACCCACGCCUUUUCGCGAUUAUGCCCCUCCUGUACAUUAAGCAUACCCAUUAUAAACAAUUUGAAAGGCUAAACAUCUAAAGGUAAAAGAUACACGAGGGUAAAAUUUGAAAUAAAAAUGUUAACUACGUCUUUGAACCUUAAUGAAAAUGUAGCCAUAUGUAAAUACAAAAAGAUGGUUUCAUCUGUACUGGAUUUUGGCAGAUAAAGUCAAAAUAAAAAUGUAUAUAUUGCACAACUAUGUUAGAAUUGUAUAUUUUUUAAAGAGAAACGGUCUUGGAUAUUUUCCUUCAUGUAAAGUAUAAAUCUUUAAGAUGUAAUUAACUGGUUUUUGCCUUUUUUCUCUCCACAAAAAAUAUAAAAAUGUAUGCAUGUUCAUCUAAUUGUACAAUUCAUUUCUGAGAAACAAAUCGAAUUGGAAAAGUAAUCAACAUUCAUAUGAAAAAAACUCAACUAUGAAAAUCAAGCAAAAGUGUUACUUAACUGUAAACACUCUUUAUACCACAUUAUUGAAUUAUAAUUAAAAUAGCUUUGAAAAUAAAGUUAUAUUACUUUGGACUUUUAA